Messenger RNA from Limanda limanda (common dab), 927 nucleotides. It is a transcript of the gene cfap96, whose product is annotated as cilia and flagella associated protein 96. Gene Ontology annotation, cellular component: centrosome. The record is from RefSeq and is a predicted model, not a curated record. The transcript has 7 exons. Bases 1 to 927 code for a protein of 308 amino acids. NCBI's taxonomy places the organism in Eukaryota, Metazoa, Chordata, Actinopteri, Pleuronectiformes, Pleuronectidae.
AUGCCAUCAGGUGAGGGGAAGAGUGACAUGGAGCGUCUGGGGGUCUUUAAGGAGAUGAGCUACAUCUCUGUAGGAGACAAAUACACAUCACCCAGCAACCGUCCAUUCAAUGAAUCAGCAUAUCGUAGCCGGCAGAUUCAGGCGGGCAUCGCUGGCCUGCAAAGUGGUUUUUUCGAAAAGUCCUACAAACGGAUUUUUGAACGUGAAGCACUAAGUGACCCACUGAGACUGGCCCGGCAGAACCGCAUCCAGCAGGCCAAGAAAAACCUGGGCAAGGCCUUUGUCCCCUAUAGUGGUGUCAAGAAGCUUUGUGGUUCAGGAAGUUACUAUGGGACUUUAUCAGGGCCAGUUGAAGCCAUGAGUCCUUUUACUGUUGUCCAGAAAGCCAAUGUCUCACCUGGACGCAACAUCAUCACCUCACCUCCCAAGAAAGGCAGUGGUUACAGCUAUCCCAACGUAACACUGUCCAGAUUUGAGCUGUAUGCCUCAGACCCCUACGACAGAGCCAAAGACGUACUUAAGAGGGAGGCCGCGAUCCAUCGCUCCAAGUUAAGAGAUGGUCCCUUCAAGCUCAACCUUCACCCAAGAGAUUAUUUCCAAGGGAAUCCAUACCACAGUAACAAGCCACUGCUGCCAGCACAGAAGCCCCUCCCACCUGCACAAAAAAUGUCUCCUGUCCCCUUCAAGCCCCCGUCCCCAGGCAAACGGAUUGGAGGGAUAAAGGCGGGAACGUUUGACACUUAUCCGUCGCAUUCUGCUGAUCCAUUCAUCAUUCGCCGUUCCAAACAGACCAAUCAAGAGCCAAUCUUUCGCCCAGCUCCUGGCCCUAAGAGCACUCCUGUGAAGAGUAUCAUCACCAUGAACGUUAACAGGACCGUACACUCUGCAAACUACACCUCAUGCUUCCCAGCUGUGAUGACACUCUGA